Molecule: messenger RNA, 288 nt
Organism: Beauveria bassiana ARSEF 2860
Lineage: Eukaryota; Fungi; Ascomycota; Sordariomycetes; Hypocreales; Cordycipitaceae
Product: stress response RCI peptide, putative
Exons: 3
Coding region: 1-288 (95 amino acids)
Cellular component (GO): membrane
Source: RefSeq, a predicted model, not a curated record
AUGGGCGUCGCCUCGGCACUCAUCAUUGUCGUGAUUACGAUUCUAUUCCCUCCCGCGGGAGUCUGGGCAGUCGCAGGAUGUGGCAUGGACUUGUUUAUCAACAUCUGUCUGACCCUUCUCGGAUACAUCCCGGGCCACCUGCACGCCUUUUACCUCGAGUACAUCUACUUUGAUCGCCGGGAGCAGGCACACGAGGGCCGCUACCCUGCCAGGCCGGCGCCAGGUGUGUACUCGGACAACGUGCAGACCGGCGGCCAGGGCUAUGGCACCAUUGUGCACCAAACAUAG